Balearica regulorum gibbericeps (East African grey crowned-crane) is the source of this 549-nucleotide messenger RNA. NCBI's taxonomy places the organism in Eukaryota, Metazoa, Chordata, Aves, Gruiformes, Gruidae. The record is from RefSeq and is a predicted model, not a curated record.
AUGCCGGAAGCUUCCCCAUGUCUGACAAAGGCAAUGCCAGCCAGCUCCAAGACAGACCUGCCGCUGGCCAAGGCGGAGUCCAUCAGCGAUGGUGGUGAUGCUUUUCCAUGGACUAUCAGUCUGCAUCAUUUCAGUAUAUAUACUCUUCUUGGACAACAGAUGACACUUAAUUUAGUGGAACCAAUGGGCUGUACUUCUACUUUAGCUGUUACUUCACAGAAACUGCUUGCUUCGGGUCCUGAAUCCAGACACUCAUUUGUUGUCUGCCUCCACGUCGACCUUGAGUCCCUUGAAAUAAAAUGCUCUAACCCCCAGGUGCAGCUUCUGUAUGAACUGGCUGAAAUCACAAGUAAAGUUUGGAAUAAAAUUCAGAGGAAGGGAAUUCUGUAUCAAUCUUCUGUCUAUACUGAAACCAUGACAGGACCUGCUCCUCCUAGCUCUCCAGUUAAAAGCAGUGUUGGUACCGCUCCACCAGAUACCAGCACAUACAGCCCAUCUGCUGACAUUGGGACCACUACGGAGGUAGGCUUUCUUGAAAAAAAAAAGUGA